AUGUCCGACGAAGACGUUGAUGUCCUCGGCCCAGACGGCCAGCCCCCAGCUCGAGUCGACCGCGAUCGAAGAGCUCCGCGCUUCAGCUGGACUCCCGCAUACGAAGCGACCUUCUUCCGAAGUCUCUGCGAGAGCGUCCAACUUGGUCUCCGCGAAAACUCCUCCUUCAAAGCAGAGGCCUGGGAGCGCGCUGCUCUGGCUCUGCAGGAGAGUCAUGGCGCCUAUCCGGCUAAGAGCCACCUGAUCAACAAGAGUGACAACGCGAGAAAACGGUUUCGGUUAUGGAGAGGCCUUCGUGAGGACCCCGAGUUUGUUUAUAAUCCGGUCAAGAGAACGGUCACUGCUACGGAGGAGGCGUGGACUGCCCAUAUCGAGAGGGAACCGCUUUCUAGGGCGUUGCGCGGCCGACCCUUUGAUCACGAAGACUUUAUGGAAGUUCUUUAUCCAGACGUCAUCGGCUCGGGUGGCGCUCCCAAACGUAUAAUGAAACCACGGAGACGAACAGACGGCCCCAUGACCGAUGACCCUGAUAUGCCGGGCACCGGUAUACUCAAUUUGACAAGCGAUCCUCCUCCUCCUCGACCUCCUGGCCUCGAGAGCCCGAAUUCGCGACCCAUGUUGACUCAAACUCCCACUACAUCCUCCACCGGGUCGGCGACCCAGCCGCGACCGACGUCUACUACAAUUCCUCCACGCGGACCACCGACUGUAGCAAAUGCUAAUGCUCUGACCCCGCCCGACGAGACUAUCACACAGAGCCGCAAGCGACAGCUGCCCACUACAAGCACCUCGAACAUGUUCGAAUCCACACCACCUGCUACUACUAUGCCUAUGGGUCAGCCGGCCCCCGAAUCUCCCGGCAAGCGUCGCCGUACUUCGUCCAACGAUGGCUCUCGUGCUCUUUCAGCGUCUGUUCUCAACUCCUCCAUGCUUCCUUUGGCUGUGCGUGAUGGCCCGAGUGCUGCGUCUCCUUCCCAGGCGGAUAGCCAGAACACCAACGGGCCCGUUAUGGAGGAGAUUGUCGAGGCUGUACGAUCUCGAAAUACUCUACGCUGGCAAGAGGAAGCGCUGGACAUAUUCUUCCGUGACUUUGCAGACGAGGAUCUUGAUCUGCAGGUCAAGAUCUCUGAGGGCGUGCUCAUCAAUGAGUGCAAAGCUAUGGUGUUUUGCAAGAUGCCCAGCCGCGUGCGACAGCACUGGGUAAAGCGUUUUAAGGAAACUCCCCUCCGGCAGUAA
Fusarium fujikuroi IMI 58289 is the source of this 1236-nucleotide messenger RNA. RefSeq lists its product as uncharacterized. Lineage: Eukaryota; Fungi; Ascomycota; Sordariomycetes; Hypocreales; Nectriaceae. The transcript has 2 exons. The coding region runs from base 1 to 1236 and encodes 411 amino acids. The record is from RefSeq and is a predicted model, not a curated record.